CGCAGUGUGCUGCAGCACGGUGGUGAUCCAGCAUGCCAUUCCUACUUGUGCUCCUCGUAGCACUCAUGUGCCAGGAGGGCAUCCAUAGCAAACCUCUCAACUCGUUGAUUGGCCCCUUCAUUGCUUACGCUGAACGCUUUUACCUGUGUGAACCAGACAACCACCCGCUUCCAUGGAGCUGGCAUUUGCGUGUCACUCACUUUAACCCAUACAAACCAAGGGAGUUACAACUCGUGACAGGCAAUGUCACGUUUGCAAAUGUAACUUUUGACAACAGCUGUUGGAUUAAAGUGGUUGCGGAUAAUUGGUCAAACAAUCAAUGGAAGGAAAACGCAUUUAUCUUUUAUUUUAGAAGGAAUGCAUGUCAAGCUGUUAGAACAAAUAUCCCAGGAUUCUACGAGUCAGUGUUGAAGAAAGAAACUAAAGGCGCGUGCGCAGUGAAAUGGAUUCAUGGGCUUUGCUGCCUCUCAGCCAAUUCCUCGACGACAGGAUGCCCGCGAACGUGGUGGCCCGCAGCAUGUCAACCACGCCGCGUCUGAAAACGAAAGGCCCCACUCCGGCUCGCUGUCGGCUAGCAUCGCAUCCAUGUAUGCUGCAGCAACCGAAGCGCCGAAGCCCCGAAGCCCCCAGUAACCACGGUGCGUUCGCGGAAACAUCACAUCAAACAAGGCCUCCUUCACCGUAUGGCGCGUGGAAUUCCCUGGCAAAAAGAGUAAUGUAGCGCAUAUGCCAUACGCACGCUCUGUUUCACUUGCUCAUCGCUGGCGUAACGCUACAUGUACUGACUAAACUAAACACCAACGAACUCCAUUUGCUGCCGCUGACGUUCGGCGCACAAGGAACGUUUUCGCAAAA
Molecule: messenger RNA, 855 nt
Organism: Frankliniella occidentalis (western flower thrips)
Lineage: Eukaryota; Metazoa; Arthropoda; Insecta; Thysanoptera; Thripidae
Exons: 5
Coding region: 33-539 (168 amino acids)
Source: RefSeq, a predicted model, not a curated record